Eufriesea mexicana is the source of this 2802-nucleotide messenger RNA. It is a transcript of the gene GluRIB, whose product is annotated as Glutamate receptor IB. The transcript is spliced from 18 exons. Gene Ontology annotation, cellular component: membrane. NCBI's taxonomy places the organism in Eukaryota, Metazoa, Arthropoda, Insecta, Hymenoptera, Apidae. The record is from RefSeq and is a predicted model, not a curated record. Bases 49 to 2751 code for a protein of 900 amino acids. Gene Ontology annotation, molecular function: ligand-gated monoatomic ion channel activity.
AUCUUCGAGCAGGGUACCGACGAAGUUCAGUCAGCCUUCAAAUUUGCGAUGUACAACCACAACCAGAAUGCCACGACUCGGAAGUUCGAGCUGCAGGCUUUCGCAGACUUAAUUAAUACCGAGGAUGUUUACAAGCUAUCUCGUCUCAUCUGCAGCCAAUUCAGCAGAGGGGUGUUCUCCAUGCUGGGCGCCGUGAGUCCGGAUUCGUUCGACACCCUCCACUCUUACAGCAACACGUUUCAGAUGCCUUUCGUGACGCCCUGGUUUCCCGAGAAGGUUCUAACGCCGUCCUCUCGUCUGCUGGAUUUCGCCAUAAGCAUGCGUCCGGAUUAUCAUCGCGCCAUCAUCGACACGGUGCGAUAUUACGGCUGGAAGAAAAUCAUCUACCUCUACGACUCCCACGACGGUCUGCUGAGGUUACAGCAGAUCUACCAAGACCUGAAACCUGGAAACGAGUCGUUCCAGGUGGAAACGGUCAAGCGAAUACAAAACAUGUCCGAGGCGAUCGACUUCCUUCGGAGCUUGGAAGAAUUGAACAGGUGGAGUAACAAGUACGUGGUACUCGAUUGUCCAACUGACAUGGCGAAGGACAUCGUGGUGAGUCACGUGAGGGACGUUGCACUGGGCAAAAGGACGUACCACUACCUACUGAGCGGAUUGAUAAUGGACGACCGAUGGGAGAGCGAGGUGAUCGAGUACGGCGCCAUCAACAUCACCGGCUUCCGCAUCUUGGAUGCUACACGACCCUACGUCAAAGACUUCCUCGCUGGCUGGCAUCGCCUGGACCCGGCCACGUAUAAAGGAGCUGGCCGCGAAUCCAUUUCUGCGCAAGCAGCGCUGAUGUACGACGCCGUAUUCGUUCUCGUCGAGGCGUUCAACAAGUUCCUGAGGAAAAAGCCGGACAGGAGCAACGUGAGGAGGACAGGGAUCCCGGGUAGCAGUCAAAUUAUCAAUGGCACCAGGGCGUUGGACUGCAACAACAGUCGAGAAUGGGUGACACCGUUCGAAUAUGGCGACAAGAUCUCCAGGCUACUCAGAAAAGUAGAAAUCGAGGGACUGACGGGAGAGAUCCGCUUUAACGAUGACGGUCGCAGGCACAAUUACACCCUCCACAUCGUCGAGAUGACGGUCAACAGCGCCAUGGUCAAAGUGGCCGAAUGGUCGGACGAGGCUGGAUUCCAGGCCAUCGCGGCGAAAUACAUUCGGCUUCGACCGCACGCGGAAAUCGAGAAGAACAGGACCUACAUCGUCACUACCAUCGUGGAGGAGCCGUAUAUCAUGAAGAAGAAGUCAGACACCGGAGAAAUCCUGACUGGCAAUGACAGCUACGAAGGCUACUGCAAGGACCUGGCUGACCUCAUAGCUAAGAAACUAGGAAUAACGUACGAACUGCGGAUAGUGAAAGACGGGAAAUACGGGAUGGAAAAUGCGGACGGUGGUUGGGACGGCAUGGUCGGCGAACUGAUUCGCAAAGAAGCAGACAUCGCCAUCGCUCCCAUGACGAUUACUUCUGAACGCGAACGAGUGAUCGACUUCAGUAAACCUUUCAUGUCGCUGGGAAUCAGCAUCAUGAUCAAGAAGCCUAUCAAACAGAAACCAGGAGUGUUCAGUUUCCUGAACCCACUGAGCAAAGAGAUCUGGGUGUGCGUGAUUUUCUCGUACAUCGGUGUAUCCAUCGUCCUUUUUACCGUGUCCAGAUUCUCGCCGUACGAAUGGCGAGUACUGACCCUAAGCAGCAGUGGAGACCCUUCGAUGGGGACGAGGAACGACCCCACCCUGCAGCACCCUCACGGGUCACAGGGUUCGCCGCACAUGCCGACCUCCAGCAUGGCGAACGAUUUCAGUAUCAUCAACAGCCUCUGGUUCGCUCUGGCCGCGUUCAUGCAGCAGGGCUGUGACAUAUCGCCCAGGUCAAUAUCGGGACGAAUAGUGGGCAGCGUGUGGUGGUUCUUCACGCUGAUCCUAAUCUCCUCCUACACUGCCAACUUAGCCGCGUUUCUAACCGUGGAGAGGAUGGUCGCGCCGAUUAACUCGCCGGAAGACCUGGCCUCGCAAACGGAAGUGCAAUACGGCACGCUAUCUCACGGAUCUACCUUGGACUUUUUUCGCAAGUCGCAGAUUAAUCUCUACAGCAAAAUGUGGGAGUUCAUGAACUCGAGGAAGCACGUGUUCGUGAAAACGUACGACGAGGGUAUACGAAGGGUGAGGACCAGCAAGGGGAAAUACGCUCUCUUGAUCGAGAGCCCGAAGAACGAGUACAUAAACGAGAGAGAACCCUGCGACACGAUGAAGGUCGGCAGGAACCUCGACGCCAAAGGGUUCGGCGUUGCGACGCCACUGGGAUCUCCUCUCAAAGACCCCAUAAACCUGGCUGUGCUGUCGCUGAAGGAGAACGGAGAACUGACGAAACUGGUGAACCGAUGGUGGUACGACAGAACGGAGUGCAGGCACGGGGACAAGCAGGACGCUUCGAGGAACGAAUUAUCCCUGAGCAACGUGGCAGGGAUAUUCUACAUCCUGAUCGGUGGCCUGCUGCUAGCGCUGGCGGUCGCGCUGCUGGAGUUCUGUUACAAAUCGCACACGGAGGCUACCAGAGCGAAGAUCCCACUGUCGGACGCGAUGAAGGCGAAAGCCCGACUGACAAUCGGUGGCGGUCGAGAUUUCGACAAUGGCCGGUACUACGCUCCGGCAAACGCGAUUGGCAAUACCGAGGGCGACCAGGUGCACAGCAAUACGCAUACCCAGGUGUAAAUUACCUGGACAGCCCAGGUGAGUCGCCCGCCAUCUCCCUGCCCACGCCUC